Messenger RNA from Pyricularia oryzae 70-15, 726 nucleotides. RefSeq lists its product as uncharacterized. The coding region runs from base 1 to 726 and encodes 241 amino acids. NCBI's taxonomy places the organism in Eukaryota, Fungi, Ascomycota, Sordariomycetes, Magnaporthales, Pyriculariaceae. The transcript has a single exon. The record is from RefSeq and is a predicted model, not a curated record.
AUGGACAUGCAAUACACCCACAGAGCAUCGUAUGGCCAAUCCCCGACAACAUCACCAUUCAACACCAUGAGCCACAAACCCCAGACCCCGCAGACGGUCUUUGGCGCGGAGCCCAACAAUCCCAUCGAAAGCCCCCUAGGAAACUCGGAGAGCAACGGGUGGAAAUGCACGCAUGGCAGAUCCUCGACAACAUCAUCACCAAGCACCAUGAACCGCAGACCGCAGACCCCGCAGACGACUUUUGGCGCGGAGCACAGCACUCCCAUCAGAGACCCAUUCCAGCGCAGCGACAACUCGGACGACGACACCACGGAGCGACGCGAGACAAGGGACGACCACAGCGACGAGGACGUGCGCUCGGCCGAGCUGGCGUCGCUCCACGAGAUUGUGUGCUGGCAGCGCGGCGAGAUGGAGGCCAUGAAGCGCGCCAUCGAGGACAUGCAGGGCCUGCUGGCCAGGCAGCGCCGCGAGGAGAGGGACCUGUCGUGGCAGCUGCGCGAGCACAGGGCCGUGUCGCACGGGCGGGCCACCCUCGUCCGCGACUGGAGAGAGCACGCGCGUGGCAUCCGCGUCGCGUACCGCAGCACCAUCCGUCGCCAGGCGGCCGAGAUUUCGCUGCUCAAGGCUGAGGUCGCCCAGGGCAGACGCCAGGAUCAGGCCCUGCGGCGCGAGUCGGCGCCUCCCCGGGAGUAUGGCGGCGGCUAUGGCGGGCACGACGAUGUUUGA